This is a messenger RNA of Manduca sexta (tobacco hornworm), 2366 nucleotides long. Its product is annotated as glutamate decarboxylase. The record is from RefSeq and is a predicted model, not a curated record. Gene Ontology annotation, molecular function: pyridoxal phosphate binding; carboxy-lyase activity. Gene Ontology annotation, cellular component: cytoplasm. Gene Ontology annotation, biological process: carboxylic acid metabolic process. NCBI's taxonomy places the organism in Eukaryota, Metazoa, Arthropoda, Insecta, Lepidoptera, Sphingidae.
AAAACAGCUACGUACAGCUGGUCCUAUAAUAAAAUCUAGAAUUUUCUAUCACCUUUAUGAGCGUACAUAAAAUAUUACAUUUUAUAUCAUUCAAAUUGAUUUGCGAUCCAGUAAGGUACAUAGUAAUUUGUUUCUCCACCAAAAAUAUAUGCUAUAAGUAGUGCCCACAUAAGAUCGAUACGCGAAAAUCUUCUAAAAGACUAAUACCUAAGUUAGCUAGAGUAUGUCAAAGCUAACUUUGGACGGCUUUUUUUCCUACUGCAAGCAAAUAGCUGAACAUAUCCAGUUGGGUGAAAGAAUGGCGUCUAUCUCCGGUCAAGGCACCCCGAAACUUACCUCGGCGGUCGGCAAUCUGUACUACGACUCUAUCCUUCCGUACCGCGAGGAUGCGAAUGUCCAGACGCGCGAAUUCCUGGCGCGUGUUAUUGAUGUACUUCUCGACUACGUGCAGAAGGUCAACGAUCGGAAUGAGAAGAUAUUGGAGUUCAAGAUGCCCGAAGAGAUGGUAAAAAUCCUGGACCUGGAGCUGCACGACGAGCCGCUGCCGCUGAAGCAGCUGCUGGAAGAUUGCAAGACCGCGCUCAAAUACCAAGUGAAAACUGGUCACCCGCACUUCUUCAACCAGCUGUCCUGCGGCCUGGACAUCAUUUCUCUAGCAGGAGAGUGGCUCACCGCGGCCGCCAACACCAACAUGUUCACGUACGAGAUAGCGCCCGUGUUUAUCCUCAUGGAGAACAUCGUGUUGGAGAAGAUGAGGAGCAUGAUCGGCUGGAAGACUGGCGACUCUAUCCUGGCUCCUGGCGGUUCCGUGUCGAAUUUGUACGCGUUCCUGGCCGCUCGCCACCGCAAGUUCCCGCAGUAUAAGGAGAAGGGACUCUCCAGCAUCCCGGGACAACUUGUCAUGUUCACCUCAGAUCAGUGCCACUACUCGGUGAAGUCGUGUGCGUCCGUGUGCGGCCUCGGCACCGACUACUGCGUAUGCGUGCCGUCCGACGAGCGCGGGCGCAUGAUCCCCGCGCAGCUCGAGCGGCUCGUCAGAUACCACAAGGACAAGGGGAACGUGCCAUUCUUCGUGAACGCGACAUCAGGCACGACUGUGCUCGGCGCUUUUGACCCACUGAUGGAGAUAGCGGACAUCUGCCAGAAGUACGACAUGUGGAUGCAUGUUGAUGCUGCCUGGGGAGGCGGUCUUCUGUUUUCCAAGAAAUACCGUCAUCCACGUCUUACAGGCAUCGAAAGGGCUGAUUCCGUGACAUGGAACCCGCACAAGUUGAUGGGUACCCUGCUGCAGUGCUCCACGGUCCAUUUCAAAUACGAGGGUAUCCUGCUGAGUUGUAAUGCGAUGUCAGCUGAAUACCUGUUCAUGACGGACAAGAUCUACGACCCGCAGUACGACACCGGCGACAAGGUGAUCCAGUGCGGUCGUCACAAUGAUAUCUUCAAGCUGUGGCUGCAGUGGCGUGGAAAGGGUACCUCUGGCUUCGAACGCCUGAUGGACCGUCUGAUGGAGCUGUCGGAGUACAUGGUGCGCCGCAUCAAGGAGCAGCCCGACAAGUUCCACCUGAUCCUCGAGCCCGAGAUGGUGAACGUCUCCUUCUGGUACCUGCCGAAGCAGCUGCGCGGCAUCCCGCAUGACGCUAACAAGGAACUGCGGCUUGGAAAGGUUUGCGCCAAGCUGAAGGGCAAGAUGAUGCAGGCCGGCACCAUCAUGGUGGGCUACCAGCCUGACGACCGUCGUCCUAACUUCUUCAGGAAUAUCAUAUCCUCGGCCGCCGUCACCGAGAAAGAUGUGGACUUCCUCCUGUCGGAGAUGGACCGUCUUGGCCAGGACAUUGUCGUCGAAUAAACUACUCUUAUGUCCAUAAAGUCCAGAGCAGCGGUGGAGACGGGCUUUCCUUGCGGUUUGUGAUACGGCGAAAUUAAAUAGCAUCUUUAGUAAAACGUAGUGACAUCUAGCGGCGAGUAGGGUAAACAAAAAAUUUUUUGGACUGAGGAGAGCUAGUUUCAACCGCGCAUUAGUAAUUAUAUUCAUGCACAUUAAAUAUACGUAUAUUUCUUAUUGAUGUCUACACACUUCAUUAGUCGCGUGUGGGGAAGUAUGUAUGGAUUUUUCUUUGUCUUCAAUAGAAAACUCUAAAGCCAUCUCUUUCGAGUAGUCACAUUUUCAAAGAAAAUCUAUUUUGUAAAAAUUGGCAUCUUUUACAUUUCUAUUUAAAUAAUAACGAUUUAAGAGUAGACUGGCCGUUUGUGUCUUCUUACAUUUAAUAUCACGCAGAAACAGUCAGAUUUUUAAAGGUUUAGAUUUUUUUUCAUUCAUCCAAAAGUAUGCGUGGGCUCAUUUAGUAAAAACAAAUAGUUUUAUUAAU